GUCACUUGCACUGCAACAAGCAAGCAUAAAAACAGCAGCAACUUGGAGCUUCUUCAACAGAGCUCACCUACAAGUCCAGCAUGGCUAGCUCCCUCUCCCCUCUGUCAUCAGAUUCCUCUAGCAGGCGCGGUGGUUGGAUUACUUUCCCCUUCAUCACUGGGACUAUGGCAGGCUUGACACUCGCAGCCGGAGGAUGGGUUUCAAAUCUGAUUGUGUACCUGAUUCAAGAAUUCAAUGUAAAGAGCAUUGAUGCAGCCCAGGUUUCAAACGUGAUGAAUGGUUCUACCAGCUUUUUUCCUGUCAUUGGAGCCAUCAUAGCUGACUCUUUCUUAGGCUCAUUCCCAGUUAUCUCAGUUUCCUCAUUCAUUUCUUUGCUGGGGAUAUCUCUUUUAGCAUUAACUGCAACACUUAGUUCAUUAAAGCCUCAACCUUGUGUUAUCGGAUCGGAGUUAUGCCAACCCACCACCAAACUUCAACUUGCAAUCUUGUACACAAGUAUAACUCUGGCAUCGAUUGGCUUGGGCGGCACACGUUUUACACUGGCAACAAUUGGAGCUAAUCAAUUUGAUAAGCCUAAGAAUCAAUCAACAUUCUUCAACUGGUUCUUCUUCACCUUUUAUGUUGCUUCAGUGGCAAGUGCUACAGUCAUUGUGUACGUUGAGGACAAUGUGGGAUGGAAAUGGGGGUUUGCCCUAUGUGCCAUUGCCAACCUAAUUAGCUUGGCCAUUUUCUUGUCUGGGACCCGUUUCUACCGUUUUGAUAAGCCGCAAGGCAGUCCAUUCAUUGGUUUAGCUCGUGUUAUUGUUGCUACUACUCGGAAACGGAAUCUCCAGAUCUCAUCUGAUGAAAGCAAAGAUUAUUACUAUGGGCAUGGUAGAGUGACAGAUGUAGUGGCUGCACCACCGAGCAAGAGCUUCAGGUUGCUUAACCGUGCAGCGCAGAAAAUUGAAGGAGACAUAAAACCAGAUGGUUCAAUUCUGAAACCGUGGAGACUAUGCACAGUUCAGCAAGUAGAAGAUUUCAAGACCCUUGUGAGAAUUUUGCCAUUGUGGUCAAGUAGCAUAUUCUUAGGUACCCCAAUAGCAGUACAAUCCAGCUUGACUAUACUCCAGGCUCUCAGCAUGGACCGUCACCUCGGUCCUCAUUUCAAAAUACCAGCCGGGUCUAUUUUAGUUGUUGUACUAAUCUCCUGCGCCCUUUUUCUCGCCGUCAUUGAUAGGUUCUUAUGUCCCAUGUGGCAGAAGUUGAUUGGUCGGUUUCCGUCGCCCCUCCAACGCAUAGGGUUAGGCCAUGUGCUAAAUGUUCUCAGCAUGGCUGUUUCAGCACUGGUUGAAUCCAAAAGGUUAAAAAUCGCCAAAGACCACCAACUCCAAGACCAGCCUGCAGGUGCUAUCACCCCAAUGCUGGCCUUGUGGCUUUUCCCACAGUUGGUUUUGGUAGGCGUUGGAGAGGCAUUUCAUUUUCCAGGACAAGUUGCAUUGUAUUACCAAGAAUUUCCCGUGCCACUGCGAAGCACAUCAACGGCGAUGAUUUCGUUGAUCAUCGGGAUUUCAUUUUAUCUAAGCACGGGUCUGAUCGAUUUUGUUCGGAGGGUUACAAGUUGGCUACCAGACAAUAUAAACAAUGGGAAGCUAGAGAAUGUGUAUUGGAUGUUAGUUGUGGUUGGGGUGGUAAACUUUGGUUAUUAUUUAGUGUGCGCAAACUUGUACAAGUAUCAAAAUGUAAGUGAUGCGGACAGCUCUGAUGAUAAGUGAUAUAUCUGGUUGAUAAAGCCACCAUUAAUUGUCGAUGUAGGAGUCGGUUUGAUAACGUUGUGUUUUCUAUUAUUAUCUGUUAGUCUUGAGCUGAGUAGCAGGACGUGGACUAUAUAUAUGUUGACAUCCCUGAAGUGAUCAAGAACAGGAAUUAAUGUCACUUGAAUGAAAUAACAAGAAGUUCAUGUGUCCU
Molecule: messenger RNA, 1947 nt
Organism: Rosa rugosa (rugosa rose)
Lineage: Eukaryota; Viridiplantae; Streptophyta; Magnoliopsida; Rosales; Rosaceae
Product: protein NRT1/ PTR FAMILY 2.7-like
Exons: 4
Coding region: 81-1754 (557 amino acids)
Biological process (GO): transmembrane transport; oligopeptide transport
Cellular component (GO): plasma membrane
Molecular function (GO): transmembrane transporter activity
Source: RefSeq, a predicted model, not a curated record